Myotis daubentonii (Daubenton's bat) is the source of this 2724-nucleotide messenger RNA. Its product is annotated as saoe class I histocompatibility antigen, A alpha chain-like. Bases 302 to 1402 code for a protein of 366 amino acids. The transcript is spliced from 8 exons. Gene Ontology annotation, molecular function: signaling receptor binding; peptide antigen binding. NCBI's taxonomy places the organism in Eukaryota, Metazoa, Chordata, Mammalia, Chiroptera, Vespertilionidae. Gene Ontology annotation, cellular component: external side of plasma membrane. Gene Ontology annotation, biological process: immune response; antigen processing and presentation of endogenous peptide antigen via MHC class I via ER pathway, TAP-independent; antigen processing and presentation of endogenous peptide antigen via MHC class Ib. The record is from RefSeq and is a predicted model, not a curated record.
GACGGCGCCCCGCGCGGGAGGAGGGUCAGGACCGAGUCCCAGGGCCCAGGCCUGCGCUCAGGGCUCCGCAGGGGACAGAGUCUGGGGGGCAGCUCCGUGGUGGGGACCCGCCAGCACCUGUGUUUCACUUCUCUCCCAACCUGUGUCUGCGCCUCCUUCCUGGAGACUCGUGACGCGGUCCAAUUUCUCACUCCCAUUGGCCGAGUGGGUUCCAGAGCAGCCAAUCAGCGUCCCCGCGGCUCCCGGUUAUAACUCCUCCGCGGAAGUGCCGGGACUCAGAUCUUCCCCUCCGACGCCGAGGAUGCGGAUCUGGAGGCCACUCGCCUUCCUCCUGCUGCUCUCGGGGGCGCGGGUCGUGACCCCCAGCUGGGCCGGCCCCCACUCCCUGAGGUAUUUCAGCACCGCCGUGUCCCGGCCCGGCCGCGGGGAGCCCCGGUACCUCGAAGUCGGCUACGUGGACGACACGCAGUUCGUGCGGUUCGACAGCGACGCCCCGAAUCCGAGGGCGGAACCGCGGGCGCCGUGGAUGCAGCAGCCGUGGGUGGAGGAGGAGGACCCGGGGUAUUGGGACCGGGAGACGCUGAGGGCCAAGGGAACCGCACAGACUUACCGAGUGGGACUGAAGAACCUGCGCGGCUACUACAACCAGAGCGAGGACGGGUCUCACACCUUCCAGUGGAUGUAUGGCUGCGACCUGGGACCCGAUGGGCGCCUCCUCCACGGGUACAGUCAGUGGGCCUACGACGGCGCCGACUACAUCGCCCUGAACGAGGACCUGGCCUCCUGGACCGCGGCCGACGUGGCGGCUCAGAUCACCAAGCGCAAGUGGGAGGCGGCCGGUGUGGCAGAGCAAAGGAGGAGCUACCUGGAGGGCCUGUGUGUGGAGUCGCUCCGCCUUUACCUGGACAAAGGGAAGGAGACCCUGCAGCGCGCAGACCCUCCAAAGGCACACGUGACCCACCACCCCGUCUCUGCCCAUGAGGUCACCCUGAGGUGCUGGGCGCUGGGCUUCUACCCUGCGGACAUCAGCCUGACCUGGCAGCGUGACGGGGAGGACCAGACCCAGGACAUGGAGCUGGUGGAGACCAGGCCUGCGGGGGACGGCACCUUCCAGAAGUGGGCGGCCGUGGGGGUGCCCCCUGGAGAGGAGCAGAGAUACACGUGCCAUGUGCAGCACGAGGGGCUGCCCGCGCCCCUGACCCUGAGAUGGGAGCCGCCUUCUCACACCUUCAUCAUCAUCAUCAUGGGCAUAGCUGGGGGCCUGGUUCUGCUGGGAGCUGUGGCUGGAGCUGUGAUGUGGGGGAGGAGGCACUCAGGUGGGAAAGGAUGGAGCUACGUUCAGGCUGCCAGCAGUGACAGCGCCCAGGGCUCUGAUGUGUCUCUCUCGGCUUGUAAAGCGUGAGGCCGCUGCCUUGUGGGGACUGAGUGAUGGAAGAUGUGUUCACGCUCCCACUUCCUGACUCAAGAACCUCUGAUUGGGGGGCUGGCCUGCUCUGCUCCCCACACUUUCCUGUCAGCAGAGUUGGGCUGGGCCCUCCCUAUCGCUGCCUUUACUCCCUGCUGCUCUGAGCUGCCACUUCCUGCUCCAUAUUGAAAUGAGACUCUGAUGUGACUUUGUUCAUUGCUUGCCAUGGAGCGUUGAUGGAUUAAUUAAAGGAGAAGAUUCUAAAGUUUGAGAGGAAAUGGAUGGAAGCACUGAGAACUUUCCAGAAGCCAUGUGUUUGCAGUGCUGAGCCUGUCCCCGGUGGGACAGGAGGGGCUGUGAGGACUGAGUGUUGUCGGGGCCUGUGCAUGGUCAGUGGUCAGUGCUCAGUGCAUCGUGGGCUUUGACGACACUCCUCAUCUGGGUCACCUCUCUGCUCCUCUGACCUUGUCCCUCAGUGGAACCCUGUCCCACCAGGACCUGUGGUCACAGGGAAUCAGGCCUCCCCCAGGCCUUGUCACGUGUCCUAAUGCAUCAUCGACGCCUGGACAGCGACGCCUUCCUGGGCAGGUCAGCCUGAGCUCAAGCCAGGGUCCCGCCCUCUGCCCUCAUCUGCUGGGUGUUUUUAUUUCUAUUUUUUUUUUUUGGUGGACAGUCUGCCUGUUCCUGCUUCUGUGUGAGAGCUUUGGUCUCACUGUCUGGGUGUCCCCAUCUUAUAGCCACUGGAGCCAUUUUGCCCGUCAUUGUCCCACAGGCCCAGGGCUCCCUGCACACAGGACCCCGCGGUGUGGAGAGAUGGGUGUUCAGGCUCCUCCUGCUCCUGCCUCCUUCUAGGGCCCUGUUCUCCCCUGUCAGCCCCUCCCUGCUGCUCCAGAGGGGUCCUGGAACUCCUGGGUUCGUGAAAUCACAUUUGAGAUGAUAAAUAUGCAGACAUCAUCAAUCAUGAUCCUUAUUCGGUAAUCAUUUCAUCAAUACCAUUUAUCAUGUUAAAUCCCCAACAAUCAAUGUGAAAUGAAUGCUGCCCUGUGAGAUGUUAAAGUCAGUUCCUAAUCUAAGGAGGUUAAUAAAGUUACAUGGAAAUUAUUCAGGAAAUACGUUUUCCCUUUGAGCAGUGCAGCUGUUGAAAGAAGUCUCUCUUUUUUAAGGAAUAUUGAAGAUUUUAUGUAAAUUUAAUCUCAGGGUGGAUAUGAGCAAUACCCGCCUUCCAUGGGCACAGUUCUGAUGUUGGACUUGGGUCACAUCACUCCUGCGAGAGUGGAAAUGUCAUUUUCUAGAAGAAGAUAAACACAUUGGAGAAUGAA